Messenger RNA from Thecamonas trahens ATCC 50062, 912 nucleotides. RefSeq lists its product as uncharacterized. The record is from RefSeq and is a predicted model, not a curated record. The annotation marks the transcript as partial. Lineage: Eukaryota; Apusomonadida; Apusomonadidae. Gene Ontology annotation, molecular function: UTP:glucose-1-phosphate uridylyltransferase activity. Gene Ontology annotation, biological process: UDP-alpha-D-glucose metabolic process; biosynthetic process. The transcript has a single exon.
AUGGAAAGCCCCCGUCUGCGCAAGGCCGUGGUGCCCAUUGCCGGGCUCGGGACGCGUAUGUUCCCCUUUACCGGUGCUGUGGCCAAGGCCUUCCUUCCCUUGGUCGACGCCCGUCGUGGUCAUGUCGUUCCCUUCCUCCACGCCCUUCUCCUCGCCAUUCUCAAUGAUCCGCUCUCGUCCAUCGAUCAGGUCGCCAUUGUCCUCUCGCCGGCUCAGCGGCCGAUGAUUGAAUCCUACUUUGCCGGUGAUGCUGAGGCUCUGUGGGCGCCUUAUGCGGCAAAGUCGGAGGCUCAUGCCGCCGCCGUGGCAGAGCUCGCCGUCAUCGGCUCCAAGAUGGUCCUCAUCGAUCAGCCCGUCCCGCGCGGCUUUGGCGAUGCUGUCCUGGCCGCCGCCGACUUUGUCGCCCCGGACGAGUACUUUCUGCUCUGUCUCGGCGACCACUUUUACACUUCAAGCUCCUCCACGUCGUGCCUCGCCCAGCUCCUUGCCGCCUUUGCCGCUGCCCCGGGCCCGAUGACCUCGGUCGGCCUCACCCCGCUCCGCACAGCUCCUGUGUCAGGCGUCCUUGUUGCUGCUCCGGACGCAGUCCUUGAUGCUACUCGCGCCUUUGAUCUGGCCGACAUGCUCGAGAAGCCCUCGGUCGAGCUGGCCGCCUCCUGCGCCGCCAUCCCGGACUCGCUCGCCAUCUCGCCGCCGCCAGCCGAGUUGAGCAUUCUUUGCAACUUUGGCAUGGACAUUCUGCCGGUAGACGUCUUUGACAAGCUCGCCCGUCAGGGCCAGACUGCGUCCGGUGAGUGCGAGCUCCGGGUUGGCCAGCUCGACAUCCUGCGCGAGCGCGGAACCCGCGGCGUGCUCAUCGCCGGUGACCGCCACGACACCGGUCUUCCUCACGACUACGCUGCCUCGUUUGUC